Messenger RNA from Melampsora larici-populina 98AG31, 1983 nucleotides. RefSeq lists its product as uncharacterized. The transcript is spliced from 6 exons. Gene Ontology annotation, molecular function: transmembrane transporter activity. The record is from RefSeq and is a predicted model, not a curated record. Gene Ontology annotation, biological process: transmembrane transport. The coding region runs from base 1 to 1983 and encodes 660 amino acids. NCBI's taxonomy places the organism in Eukaryota, Fungi, Basidiomycota, Pucciniomycetes, Pucciniales, Melampsoraceae. Gene Ontology annotation, cellular component: membrane.
AUGGCUAGCCCUGCCAUAACCUCACCCAUCAGCAAUCGUUCUGCACCCGACUGUAUAUUCGAGACUCUGAACGAUACUACCCGACUUGAUCAUCGAGCCGCGCCCAUUGCCAAUUUUCCGCAAUCAAACUCUGGUGGCGAAUUCCUCUCUCUCACUUCCAUGACUUCCGAGGGUCGCACGAGUCAAUUCACCCAGUCUUUCAUCACCCGGCGGCCUGCAAAAAUCAUCAAUAACCAAUCCCAGCGAGACACGGAGGCUCAACUUGCUUUCCUAGGGUACAAGCAAGAACUAUAUCGUGAUUGGGACUUUUGGUCAUCUUUUUCGCUCUCGUCUAUCAACAUUGGACUUCUUCCAGGAGCGUUUUGGGGCCUCACCGGAGCCAUCAGCUGGGGAGGUCCGGCCGUCAUGAUUUAUGGCUUGAUCCUUUCCGGGAUUUUCAUGUGUUGCCUAAAUGCAGUGCUCGCUGAGAUGGCGUCGGCGUACCCGGUAACAGGAGCUAUGUUCACUUGGACAUUCAAGCUUGCUCGAGCCCAUCCAAAAUUGCGGGACUGGGCACAACUUCUAAGCUGGCAGGUUGCUGUCUUUCUCACCGUUUCCCACGUACUCACGCAGGUACAGCUAGCAGCGCAAUUUGUCGACGUCUUCACAAGCCUAUUUACCGCUUCAGGUUACUACUGGAUCAUUCUUCGAUGGCAUAGAGUCGUACUCACGUCUGGUUGGCUGGUAAUAGCUGGUACGAUUGCAUGUACCCGACCGGCGCGCUCUCCUUUGGCUUGGAAAAUAGCUGGGGUCUUGAACCUGGUCUUGUCCGCAGCAAUAUGUAUCGCAUUGCUAGCCACCGCAAAGCAUCAACACCCCUUUCGACAGCUGUUCACGAGGUUUGAUAACCACACUUCUUUCAAAAGUAAACUAUGGAUCUUCAUCUACGGCGCGGCAAACUCUACUCUCUCUGUGGGAUCUGAACCAGCCGCACAUCUGUCGGAGGAGACGAAAGAUGCGGCAGCUGUCGUCCCGCGCGUCUUCUUUUGGAGCACUAUUUUUAGCUAUCUGACCGCAUUGGUGAUGAAUGUUGUUGUCUUCAAGACUCUGGUACCAGGCCAUUAUCAUACCCCCUCUACCUGGCCGAUAAUCGAUCUGAUUUUCUUACACUGUCCCAAGCCGGUUGCACAAUUUAUUGUAGUGUGCUUAAUCAUCGUGAUGUUCCUUGAAGAUAUGUCUCAGCUUCUCACUGCCGGUCGAUUUCUCUGGGCCUUGGCGCGUGAUAAUGCAAUCCCGUUUCCAAAAUAUUGGAGGAAGACAUCCACUGGAUUUCGAAUCCCUCGACGGGCUACUGCCCUGCUCGUAGGGCUGUCGAUGUUGACGACUUUGGCUGGCUUAGACCGUACCAAGAUACUUCCUGGGAUCCUGAGAUUGUCACUUCCAGCCAUCUUCAUGGUGUGCUACAUUGUGCCAGUUGGGCUUUACAUUGCUUGUGGGAAGGAUGGGUUCGACCGGGAUGGGAGGAGUUCCUGGACUCUUCGUGGUUUUAGUCGACCACUGUCGUGGAUUUCUUUGAUGUUUCUUCUGUCAUUAGUGGCUAUAUUCAGUUCUCCAUCUGAAUCAUAUAUUAAUGUUGAAACUUGGUCGUGGACUCCUUUGAUGCUUGUGGGCGUCUUUAUCCUUGCCAUGGCGACCUGGAUGCUCUAUGGCCGAUUAAAUUUUGCUGGACCAGUUAAGUCACUCACAAUAUGGACAGCCGGGCAAGAAUUGGAAUUGCCUCCCAAAAUUGCGCGUGUCCAGGCUCCGGCGGCCGCUGCCGUGACAAGCACCAACGACCCGCGUCGCUCCCUUCAUGUGACUCUCAACCGUUCAUUACCACAACAAACUGGAAUGACACAAAAUUUAACUUACAAUCUUCCUGACGCGCACGUUACAUACAAUUCUGAAGGAAGUAUGUGGUGCGAUACUCAAAUUGAGUCUAAACAAAUAUAUUCGCAAGGUUAG